AUGGCAUUCAGUUAUGCGCAAGCAUUGUCACCCUACGAGAAUAAGGGUGUAUUGGGAUUGCCUGAGGUUAGUGAUGAGUGCUGUGAAUUGCAACAGAAAGUGGAUCAGCUAGCAAAAAUGUUAUUGGCAAGUGAUUGUUGUGUACUUCAUACAGGAGCUGGUAUUAGCACUGCAGCUGGUAUUCCAGAUUUUCGUGGACCAAACGGAUUGUGGACUUUGCAAGCGCGCAAUCAGUCAGUUCAGGAAGGAGUUAGUUUUACUGAAGCAGUACCCACUUACACUCAUUUUGCAAUCAAUGCUUUGGAACGAAAAAAUAUUGUCAAGUUUGUGAUCACUCAAAAUGUUGAUGGUUUGCAUAUUCGUUCAGGAUAUCCACUAAAUCGUAUUGCUGAAGUUCACGGAAAUGUUUUUUUGGAAAAGUGUAGCAAAUGUCGCAGAAAAUAUUAUCGGACUACACCGGUGGAGAGCAUUGGAUUGCGACCAACAGGGAAGAGUUGUGAAGGUACUUACGAUGGACGGCCAUGCCGUGGGAUUUUACAUGAUGGUUGUUUAGAUUGGGAGGAUCCAUUGCCGACCGAAGAUAUCUCUCAAGCCAAUAAAUAUGCUAGGAAUGCAGAUCUCAGUGUUUGUAUGGGUACAACACUUCAGAUAAUUCCUGCUGGCGACCUACCACUUUUAGUUAAAAAAAAUGGUGGGAAGCUCGUGAUUGUAAACCUUUCUAAAACGAAACAUGAUGAAAAAGCUGAUAUGAUAAUUAAUGGACGUAUGGAUGAUGUAAUGAAGAUGUUAAUGGCUACACUGCAAAUCAGUGUUGUACAGAAAUUUAGUCCGAAUGAUAUAGUAUGUUUUUCAGUCUACCCGUUGGAAACGUUUUCUAGAAAAAGAAAUCGAAGAAACUUGAAAAGUGAGAAACUGAAGCAAAUUAAGGCAGAAUGA
Messenger RNA from Thelazia callipaeda (thelaziosis nematode), 936 nucleotides. The record is from the annotation of a GenBank genome assembly. NCBI's taxonomy places the organism in Eukaryota, Metazoa, Nematoda, Chromadorea, Rhabditida, Thelaziidae.